AUGUCCAAGAUCAAAGCCGAAGAUAUCGUGGAGGAAAGAAUAGGUGGUUUUGUCGAGUGCCUAGGACUGAGAUUAUUCGAGAGUUUGGAGGAGCUAUUUGUAACAUGCAUUAUGGGAUUUCAAAAGAGGACUGGUCUUAUAGUGAUUGAGUAUGGCGAUGAGCUGCCUGACAGUGAUGACGAGGACUUCAGAGAAGCUUUGAGGAUUGAGUCGGAACAAUUAAGUGCUGAGCGUGCUAAACAUCUUGCAAAUAUUACAGCACGCGAUGCAGUUGCGUAUUUAACAAAGCAGAGCGGGUAUCUCGAGGAGGAGCACGAUGAGCUGCGUUCAAGUGGUCUACGGAAGUAUCAUAAGCAAAGCUUUGCCCCUCUGUCUCCUCAUCGUGCUCCGUUGAAGAAGAAGUUUAUACAGUGGUGA
This is a messenger RNA of Arabis nemorensis, 417 nucleotides long. Lineage: Eukaryota; Viridiplantae; Streptophyta; Magnoliopsida; Brassicales; Brassicaceae. The record is from the annotation of a GenBank genome assembly.